GUCAUUCUGCAAAAGCUGCUCAGAACAGGCUUUCCUCUGAAAAGCAGUGCAGUUCCUUUUUAUAAAGACUGAAUCUAAACGUUGUCUCUGGAGACAAGAAGCCUUCAGUAUGUUAAAUGACUUUAUUAUGUAUUUUCAGAUGCUUAUUGAUUCCACAGUAGGAAGAGUGAGAGACUGCAGCAGCCUCUAAGCAGCCUUACACGUUCCAUACAUUAGCAGUACUGCUGAAACAAUGGCACAGUACAGACACAUAUUUUCAUUAAGGUCAUUUCUGAAGAGGUGUUUAUAAUCCUCUUCCCCCAGUUCUCUACAAACAAGUGAACAAAAUGAAUCAAUCAAAACUGGAAAUGCUUCAACUACAUCAAGAAUUUAUCAAAUCCUUAGCAAAGGACCCAUAGCAGCUAAUUCAGUAUUUACAACCAUCAAUGUGAAGAUUGCAACUGACUGAGAAUCUCCCUAGCUCUCUGAACCACAAACUACAAGAUAUUUCUCCUAAGAAAUUAAGGAGUUAAAAUCAGGGAAUAGCUCUAUAUUACUGCUGGAAUAUAACAAAUCAACAGUAUCCUAAGAAGAUGCUACAAAUAAUAACUACAAAAGGAAACACAAUAUGAUUACAAAAGCCUGGGGUGAAAAAUGGUGAGCAUUUUUAAAGGGGAAGUUUAACACACCAGAAUCGUGGAAGCUAUGGAUUCCUGAAGAAACUAUGAAAUAUGAGUCUCAAAAAAGAGAAUGACUAAUUUCACCAACAAGCAAAAUGAACCUUAUGUUUUCUACACUAUUCAGCUAUUCGUAUCAAUUGAUGUGACUAAUGGAUUUUUCCAUCUGAGCUUUAUGACCAAUUAUGUAUCCUCUUCUAAUGAAAACAAACCAAAUUAAAUAGCACAUGGUUUUCAUCAAAACAACGUGGACUGGAUUUUAAUAUAAAGAAAUUAUGUGAUCAAGAAGUAAUUUCAAAACCAUGAGGACUGGUGUACAAAAAGAUUUACAAAUGUAACAAAAGGAUGUCUAAAUACAUUUUAGAAGCUAGAAAACUUACAUUUCCUUUUUUGUUUUCACAUAUUCUGGAAAAUAAAGGGACACUAUCAUAUAUUCCCUCAAAGGGAAAUUUCUAUCUUUUGAGGAAGUUUCUCUUGGUGGUGACUUUUUAAGGCAAAACAAACACAAAUAUUAUGUACUGUUCUUUAGAAAUCCAUCAGCUAACUAAAUUUCAUAAUUUAUGCAGUUGAAGUACUGGAGAGAAAAUGAAAGAAUUCCUACAAGACAUGAAAUAAAACACAGCUACUUCACUGCUGUCAGGGAAAAAGCCAACUGCUCCAAAAGAAUGUGUUUUUCUCCCAUUCUGGAAAUCAACAUGCAGUCUGAAUCUAACAUUACAGUGCGAGAUGACAUUGAUGACAUCAAUACCAAUAUGUACCAAGCAUUAUCAUAUCCACUAAGCUUUCAAGUGUCUCUCACAGGAUUUCUUAUGUUAGAAAUUGUGCUGGGACUUGGCAGCAACCUCACCGUAUUGGUACUUUACUGCAUGAAAUCCAACUUAAUCAACUCUGUCAGUAACAUUAUUACAAUGAAUCUUCAUGUACUUGAUGUAAUAAUUUGUGUGGGAUGUAUUCCUCUAACUAUAGUUAUCCUUCUGCUUUCACUGGAGAGUAACACAGCUCUCAUCUGCUGUUUCCAUGAGGCUUGUGUUUCUUUUGCAAGUGUCUCAACAGCAAUCAACGUUUUUGCUAUCACCUUGGACAGAUAUGACAUCUCUGUAAAACCUGCAAACCGAAUUCUGACGAUGGGCAGAGCUGUAAUGUUAAUGAUAUCCAUUUGGAUUUUUUCUUUUUUCUCAUUCUUAAUUCCCUUUAUGGAAGUAAAUUUUUUCAGUCUUCAAAGUGGAAAUACGUGGGAAAACAAGACACUUUUGUGUGUCAGUACAAAUGAAUACUACACUGAACUUGGAAUGUAUUAUCACCUUCUAGUACAGAUCCCAAUAUUCUUUUUCACAGUUAUAGUAAUGUUAAUCACAUAUACCAAGAUACUUCAGGCUCUUAAUAUUCGAAUAGGCACAAGAUUUUCAACAGGGCAGAAGAAGAAAGCAAGAAAGAAAAAGACGAUUUCUCUAACAACACAACAUGAGACAACAGACAUGUCACAAAGCAGUGGUGGGAGAAAUGUAGUCUUUGGUGUAAGAACUUCAGUUUCUGUAAUAAUUGCCCUCCGGCGAGCUGUGAAACGACACCGUGAACGGCGAGAAAGGCAGAAAAGAGUCUUCAGAAUGUCACUACUGAUUAUUUCUACAUUUCUUCUCUGUUGGACACCAAUUUCUGUUUUAAAUACCACUAUUUUAUGUUUAGGCCCAAGUGACCUUUUAGUAAAAUUAAGAUUGUGUUUUCUAGUCAUGGCUUAUGGAACUACUAUAUUUCAUCCUCUACUAUAUGCAUUCACUAGACAAAAAUUUCAAAAAGUCUUGAAAAGCAAAAUGAAAAAAAGAGUUGUUUCCAUUGUGGAAGCUGAUCCCAUGCCUAAUAAUGCUGUAAUACACAACUCUUGGAUAGAUCCUAAAAGAAAUAGAAAGAUUACAUAUGAAGAUAGUGAAAUAAGAGAGAAAUGCUUAGUACCUCAGGUUGUCACAGACUAGGGAAAAGUCUAAUAAUUUUCACCAAAUCCACAUUCAGAGGAGUUUUAGAUUUGAAUUGUAAAAAAAAAAAAAAAAAAAGAUCUUACUGCCAAAUAUAAGAAAAACCAUUUUAAGUAACGGUUAUGUUGUAAAUUUUCAAUGUGAAUGUCAAUUAGAUUAGCUCAUAUAUAAUCAAUUUCUUCAUUACUUAAUGUAUUUGUUGCAUGGCAGUUUGUUAAAGUAAAUAUCAUGUGUAUAUUUUGUCAAUAUUAUGUCCAUCAGAAGAUAUUCAUGUAAGUCAUAUUUUCUAAAGAAUAAAUACAUAGCCUUAAAAC
Messenger RNA from Marmota flaviventris (yellow-bellied marmot), 2937 nucleotides. The record is from RefSeq and is a predicted model, not a curated record. NCBI's taxonomy places the organism in Eukaryota, Metazoa, Chordata, Mammalia, Rodentia, Sciuridae.